This is a messenger RNA of Heterobilharzia americana, 267 nucleotides long. NCBI's taxonomy places the organism in Eukaryota, Metazoa, Platyhelminthes, Trematoda, Strigeidida, Schistosomatidae. The record is from the annotation of a GenBank genome assembly.
AUGGAUAAAUGCUUGUUGAUUCAUUUGAUGUGUUGUAAUACAUUAUUUAUUGAUUCCGUCUGUGUUACAUCACAGUCAAUUAUUAAUCGAUCAAACUGUUCAAAAUGUUCCGAUAAUAAUGGUACACGGAAUUUAUUGUUCAAAUCAAAUACAACAAUCGGAAGUAACACGUUCAUCAACUGUACGAAUUUCGCUGGAAUUACUACUGUAGCUACUGUUCUUAACAGAAUAGAAGCUAAGAAACAUAACUACAAAUAUCGAAAAUGA